Molecule: messenger RNA, 435 nt
Organism: Glarea lozoyensis ATCC 20868
Lineage: Eukaryota; Fungi; Ascomycota; Leotiomycetes; Helotiales; Helotiaceae
Exons: 1
Coding region: 1-435 (144 amino acids)
Source: RefSeq, a predicted model, not a curated record
AUGUUAGGAAGUCCGUCUUUCCAGAAUUUCUGCAUCGAACAACUGCGCUAUGAUUGCUGGGAAGAAGUGGCAAUACGGAAUACGCUUUGGCCUACACCAGACCAAGCUCGAGAUAUAUAUUGGAUCACUUCACCCAAGUCAACUAAAUACGAGGAUAUGAAAUACGAGGGGGAGAGGAAGCAUAACCAGCUCCGCAGAUUCGUUGCCAGUGUCAUCGCAGUCAUUCAUCCCUUGGGACGGUUUCAGGAAGAUGAUAAGUUGUAUCAUGACUGGAUGAAGGUGGUGGAAGAAGUCCUAGAUAUCGGCGACGACAUUUUUCGGGCCAGCAACGAGAGCUGGAUUGACGUUAAGCCUUGGCACAGGGGGCUGUUUAAUGUCGAGGAUACGCCGAUAAGACAGCGUUGGAAGGACAUGGUAGAAGGUAACAAGAGAUGA